GUGUACCAUAGUAAAUAAUGAUAAGGUAAAAUCUAUGUAAUGUGAACCGUAUCAAUAAAAUAAACAAGUUAUCACUGUGUAGUCACGUAUAAAUUACUGAUAAGGUUUGUUUCCGAGACCCCGCUAUCGGAGCCUUUUCAGCUCUGCUUCAUGUAUCCGACAUGGAAAUUCUUUAUGCCAUUUAUUUCUUAACUUUGCUGAGUGUCGGGUCUUGCAUUUUGGAUCCGUGCUACUACUACCAAGAUGCCACCACAUUUGACCUCACGCAUCCGUUCUACGAGGGGAUACCGGCUUAUCCUGGGCUUGAUCCGCAGGCUUUUGAUCUGAACUUAGCCUACGAGUACGGAGACCCGCACUUCUUCCUCUCGUACAACUAUUCUGUGUCCGGUCUGGCAGGAACCUCAAUGACGUCACCGGCCGUCUUCUACCCGUUUAAUCGUCAAAUAUCGGAGAUUCCUUUUAGUCAACUUGUCAGGCUCAUCGGUCGUGUUAUCGACAUCAGCAGCCAGGUAAAGCUCAACCCCAACUAUGAGGCGACUGUUGACGAUAUCGUGUGCAACGAAAACGAAUACGGCUGCUUCGCUCCGGGCACGGUUGUCAUCUUCUACACCGGCUGGGCGGGUAGGUGGCCCAACCAGGAGCGAGUUUUUGGUCUAGAAGGACUUCUAGGUCUUGACUUGCUUCCCAUCGACUACAACUACCCUGGAAUUUCUGAAGAGGCCGCUCGGUAUAUUGCCAGUCAACCUAAUGUGUAUGGAGUGAUGAUAGACUCUCCUGGGGUGGACUCUGGGGCUGUUCCGAUCAUCGGUUUUGACAUCUACAAGUCUUCUAGAAUUCUCGCUCGCGAGAAUAAGUACAUCGUGCAGAAUGUAAAUUUGGAGUGUACCUUACCCAACAUAAACCUAAAGAUCUACAUUUUACCUUUGUAUGUGUUAGGAGGCACCAGUGCUCCUUGUAGGAUAUUCGCUCACGUAUGUCAAGACCAAUGCCCCGUACCUGCUCUACCACCACCACCACCGCCGCCACCACCACCACCCCCACCACCGCCACCACCACUACAAUUUCUCCCUCCACCACCUCCACCAGCACCUCCAGCUCCUCUCCAUAUUUCCGGAAUAAGAAGGAUAUAGAUUCCUCUUACGAUUGCCAAGUACACAUCUUAAACCAUCAUUCUGUUGAGCAACUGGAUAUAUCAUGGUAAAUUUUAUCUUUACCCAUUAUAGAAAAUAACUGCUAUAUGUGAAUAAUACAUGAAUCUGCCGCCUACGUUCUUCUGUUAUGUAAUAUUGAUAUAUGUUUUUGAUAAAUAAACUAGUUAAAGUUAUUGUUA
Molecule: messenger RNA, 1330 nt
Organism: Homalodisca vitripennis (glassy-winged sharpshooter)
Lineage: Eukaryota; Metazoa; Arthropoda; Insecta; Hemiptera; Cicadellidae
Exons: 3
Coding region: 162-1130 (322 amino acids)
Molecular function (GO): arylformamidase activity
Source: RefSeq, a predicted model, not a curated record